Molecule: messenger RNA, 537 nt
Organism: Symphalangus syndactylus (siamang)
Lineage: Eukaryota; Metazoa; Chordata; Mammalia; Primates; Hylobatidae
Product: ubiquitin-conjugating enzyme E2 D2-like
Source: RefSeq, a predicted model, not a curated record
CCCGCCCCAGGGGCCGCCGCCACCUGCCUCCCACCAUGGCUCUGAAGAGAAUCCACAAGGAAUUGAAUGAUCUGGCACGGGACCCUCCAGCACAGUGUUCAGCAGGUCCUUUUGGAGAUGAUAUGUUCCAUUGGCAAGCUACAAUAAUGGGGCCAAAUGACAGUCCCUAUCAGGGUGGAGUAUUUUUCUUGACAAUUCAUUUCCCAACAGAUUACCCCUUCAAACCACCUAAGGUUGCAUUUACAACAAGAAUUUAUCAUCCAAAUAUUAACAGUAAUGGCAGCAUUUGUCUUGAUAUUCUACGGUCACAGUGGUCUCCAGCACUAACUAUUUCAAAAGUACCCUUGUCCAUCUGUUCUCUGUUGUGUGAUCCCAAUCCAGAUGAUCCUUUAGUGCUUGAGAUUGCUCAGAUCUACAAAACAGAUAGAGAAAAGUACAACAGAAUAGCUCGGGAAUGGACUCAGAAGUAUGCGAUGUAAUUAAAGAAAUUAUUGGAUAACCUCCACAAAUAAAGAUAGGGGAACUCUGAAAGAGAAA